CCCCAACCCCACCCAAAAGGCUGAGAUGAUAGGUAGUCAGACUCUAGCUCCCAGCCAAAAAAAAUAUAUAUUUUUGGGGUUCCUAUCACUGGGAAGUCUGGGGUUCCUAUCACUGGGAAGUCUUCAGGUAGGAUGAUGAGGAAUGUAUGUCUCCGAAUGACCAAGGUUCCGAAAAUCGUGACUCUAUAGAGACUGCUCCGGUCUCCUUGGAAAGGGAGGUGUGGCGGAGAGGGGAGCCACACUUCCGGCUCUCCACUUCAGGGUCUGUGCCCUAAGAGUCUGUGGGAGGUCCUCCUAACCUUGUUCUUCCAGCAACUCCACCUCCAUCCUGCUCCAUAUUAUUGCUUGUUUCUCUGGUCGUUCCCGCCCUUCCUAUCUUUUACUAGUAUCCUGUUUUCAGCCACACGGAGCUUCGGAUGAGUUGGAAACUUCUCAGGAAUAAUGCUAGAGGGCAGGGGAUGCAGCACCUUCCUGGCAAGUGCGAGGCCCUGAGUUCUAUUCCCAGGACUUAAAAAAAAAAAAUAGGAUUAAUGCUCGAGUCUAUUUAGUCUCCUCUUGGCCGGUGGUUUGCCCUUAAGGACAGGGCAGGGCUCCUUGGGCCAGACCACACCUGUGUGUAGGCAGAAAAAGAGAGGUCACUUGCAAAACAGAGUGUGGGAGGCCCUGGUUCCUCAGGAUCACCUUGCUCCUGGGGGCCUGAACAGCUGCUGGGGAGGCAGCAAGGCUGGGCGUGCCCUAGGUCUUCCGCAGAUCUCAGCUGGGGACAACUCCAGGUGGAGGAUGAAAGUAGCACCUCUCUCCUCACCCUCAAGCCUGAAUUCACCAGGUUUUAAGCCAGAACAGAUGGCAGGAGAGAGCAGCUAAGGAAAUCCCAGUACUUAGGAAGGCGGCUAAAAACGUUUCACGCUCAGGUCAGCAUAUCAAGUGCGUGAUUUGAGGAUUCACUGAAAUCAGUUGCCACAGAUGUAAUAUCCAUUGGCUGCUUAACGUACAGCGCUUAUAGGCACAAAGAUACAAAUGUACUGGGCUGGUAGUCGUCAGGUCCAGUCUCCUGGGAGCGGCCCCAGAGGCUCGCCCCCAUCCCCCAGGGGGCGCUGUGAGCGCCUCCGCCGCAUUGCUGGUGGCAUCCCCGGGGAGGAGCCUCUCCUGCAGCCGCCGCAGCCUCUGCCAUAGCAAACCCGGAAGACGCCUCCGGCAGCUGGACUGUGCGGGCUGGUUCUGCACGGCCAUGCAGCCCCUGGAGGUAGGUCUGGUUCCCGUUCAAGCGAGGGAGCCUAGACUGACCCGCUGGCUGCGGAGAGGCAGUGGGAUCUUGGCGCACCUGGUAGCUUUGGGCUUCACCAUCUUUCUGAUUGCGCUGUCCCGGCCAGGAACCAGUCUUUUCUCCUGGCAUCCAGUAUUCAUGGCCUUGGCGUUCUGCCUCUGCAUGGCUGAGGCCAUCCUAAUCUUCUCGCCUGAGCACUCCCCAUUCCUCUUCUGCUCCCGAAAGGCCUGGAUUCGGCUCCACUGGGCAGGGCAGACCCUGACCAUCCUCUGUGCUGCCCUAGGCCUGGGCUUCAUCAUCUCCAGCAAGAUCCGCAGUGAGCUGCCGCAUCUGGCAUCCUGGCACAGCUGGCUAGGAAUUCUGACGCUGCUGGCCACUGGUGUCCAGGCACUGUGUGGGCUCUGCCUCCUCUUCCCCCGGGCAGCCAGGGUCUCAAGGGUGGCUCGCCUGAAGCUCUACCAUCUGACAUGUGGACUGGUGGUCUACCUGAUGGCGACAGUAACAGUGCUCCUGGGAAUGUACUCCGUGUGGUUCCAGGCCCAGAUCAAAGGUGCAGCCUGGUACCUGUGCCUGGCACUGCCCCUCUACCCAGCCCUGGUGAUCAUGCACCAGAUUUCCAGAUCCUACUUGCCAAGGAAGAAAAUGGAAAUGUGAGUGCCUCCGAACAGGAUUCAGGAGGGAUACUUGCCUUGAACUUCAGUGGCUCCUUGGUGAACUUCAAGGGACCUACUUUAGAAGUUGUUGGAUUUUUGUAAUUUAUAAUUGGGCCAGGGGCUGCAGAAAUCCAAGCAUAUAUUAUUGAGCGAUGAUUCAGUAGGCAAAAAUGGGGAAGUGUACUGGGUACAAGUGGAAGGUGAUAGAGAACUUCAGCCUGAAGCCUCCACUCUUGAUGAGAGACAGAAGUAUUGGGUGGUGGUGGUGGUGGUGGUGGUGGUGGUUUCCUGUUUGCCUGAUGAAGAGUUGGGUUUGUGCAAGUUAUGAAUGAAAGACACAGAUACUUGAGUCCCUUUUGAGAAAGCAAUGGGAUGUAGUGGAGAAAACCAGUGGGUCUUGCUUGUGGUCCUCUUAGGUUAUUGUACAACCUUAGGUAAAUUCUGCAUCGCAGGACCUCAGUUUCUUCAUCGGUGAAGCAAAUGUUUCUAAACCAUCUCUAGGUCCCUUUCAUCUCUAAUAUUUGGUGUAUUUCACCAAAGCUGAUGUCACUGAACCCUCUCCCAGCUCACUCCGUCCUAUGUGGACCACUUGGCAGCCUCAGGAUAUAACUUUCAUAUUCAUUCUCCUUUUACCCCCUUGAGAAAGACGUCUGCCCUUGUAGCCCUUCAGAAAGCUUGUUGAUUUGGCUCCUGGACCAGGGCACAAAGGAUCUGGCACUGUUGAAAAAAGAGGCCCAGGGGAAUGUCUCCUGGACUCUAAGACAGUAAAGGCACUAAAGUCACUUUAAAAUUUGUGAAGGUGUGAAGGGCAUUGGCUUAGCCAGUGCUUAGCUUAGUUUAAAUUAUUAGCUUCUUAUAGGAUCCUUAGCUCAGCUAAGAAUCUCCUUUAGCCCACCGCAGGACCUGGCCUGCAUAACCUGGGCGUGCUCCUUCCCCGACAUCCAUUCUCAGGGCAAAGUAGUCUUGGGCAUCUCAUGUUUUGCUCUUCUUAGGGCUCAGGGUCUCACCUUAGCACAUAGCUUCAUGGAGCUAUUCUGAUGCUUUUAGAAUGAAAUAAGGAUCAAGGAAGUGGGUAGGGUUCUUCUGAUCCAGGGAGAACAAAAUCUCCUUGGUUCCCUUUCUGUCCCUUUCAUCUAAGCUUUCCUUAGUUGUCAUCUGUCAGCUCUUCGACCUAAGAGAUGGCUUGGUUUGGCCAGCUUGCAAAUGAGGGCUGGGCUCUCUUCCCUGCAGAAAACUUUCCUUGUUGUAACUGAAAGUAGUUCCCCAGACUGCCUUCAGUGGUAAGGGCUGGAUGUCAGAUUGGUAAGCUGUGGUCUAGCUCAUUCAGGGCAGUGAGAGCUCCAUAGAUCAAGGAAGGAUUGGAGACAACUGGCUUUCUGUAGAGAUACAACCCACUGGAAACUGGGAGGCCUGGGAUUGGGGGCUAGCACUCCAUUUCCUGUGAGCCGGGAGAGGCCUUCUUUGAUGUCAGUAUCUUCAGUGUCCCAGGCCUUCUGAAGCUUCAGGGCUUCCUCUCCAGGUGACUCAGAAGCAAGCAGGUUGGUGUGAUUCAGUAGCAUAGGAAUGAGGACUGUGAGGGCGGAAGGAUUCACAGCGGACCUCACUGUAUUUCUCUUGGGUGAGAUGGCAUCUUCCAGGAGCUCUCUAGAUACUGAGCAUCUAUAGGAUGUGCAGAGGGUGAUUGUCCUCUUUCCUCCCCAUACUACUCAACAUGAUAUAAAGUUAGAACCAGUAGUUACUGGGUUGCAUGGAGGAGAUGCUCACCUAGGGUCACUUUGAUCUAGAGAUUCCAUUUCUCCCCUAAUCAUAGCCAGUGCUGGGGCUCUACACAGGGCGAGAGGGCCUGGUAAGGUUCAUCAGCCUGCUCUGAGCAGCAGGCAAUGCCGGAAAGCCUGAGCCUGCCUGAGGUGUUGCCUCCUCCCAGGUGGUGCGGGGGUUGGUGGGCGGGCGGGCAGGCAGGCGUGCUGACAGCCGGCAGUUUGCGUGGGCUGUGCCAUCUGAUGUCUAUUCCCAGCCCUGGGAGGAAGGGUAAUCAUUUAUAUUCUGCAGGAGGAAGGGACCCAUCUGUCGCCUCUCUGACCAGUGGGCCUGGAGGGCAGGGGCACAGGGCAGAGACCAGGGCUUAGGUGGUCUGCUUAGCCCAGUCUGACUUCAGUAUAGGGAAUAGGUCACCAGCAGGAGCCUCUUUUUCUGCUAGGCCAGAUUGUGGGGGAACUUCCCUCCCCUCCCAUCUUUCCAUUUCUCCCUCCAUCACCACCUGUCCUCACAUCCUGGGGCAGCAGCUGGACAACCAUUAGACCUCAGUGCCAGGGCACUCUUCCUCCAGCUGGGCUCUCGGUGGCUGCCCACAACAUAUGCCUCCCGGCUGUGUGCUCCAUCCUCCUCUCCCCCUCCCCCUCUGCUCUGUAUGGCCUAAUGUCUGGGUACUGGCUGGGCUCCUCACCCAGGCAGAAGACUUCCUUCCUUCUCAAGGGAGAAGCAAAAUGGCUACCCUUUUGCCCUUCUUCUCUGACAAGGGAAAGCUGCUUUAAAAAAAAA
Messenger RNA from Chinchilla lanigera (long-tailed chinchilla), 4455 nucleotides. RefSeq names its product cytochrome b561 domain-containing protein 1. The transcript is spliced from 3 exons. Gene Ontology annotation, molecular function: transmembrane monodehydroascorbate reductase activity. The record is from RefSeq and is a predicted model, not a curated record. Bases 1229 to 1918 code for a protein of 229 amino acids. NCBI's taxonomy places the organism in Eukaryota, Metazoa, Chordata, Mammalia, Rodentia, Chinchillidae.